UUUUGCCAGUCAGCCUGAUUAUAGCCCACUUUCUAAACCGGGAGAGAGGGGGCUGGUGUCUGUUUCUAUGGCUUUAGGACAAAUUUCAAUUAAAUCGAAUGUUUUCUAAUUCUAUAUUAUAUUGCGGUGUGAUUAUGUAGGAAAAUGGAGGAGCCAUGGGAUUUCGAAUUUGUGUCACGAAUUAUGGACGGCCUGGUGUCUUUCCUGUCUGAAUUUGUGGAAGACUGGCUAGCCAAUGAUAUGAGGGUGGCCAUAUUUAAAAUCCUGUUCAGCUGGCUCGUCUUCAGUCUUAUUGCCAUUCACUUUGCGUGGAAAGUAUAUGGAAACACAGUCAACGACAUGUACUACAGGCAAGGUACUGGUGGACAGAAUGGUGGUACCCCAGACACAGCUCCACACCUCAGUGGCUGGGAGAGUGCUGCAGGGGAAGCCUUCAAGACGCAUCGGGAGUAACGAGGACAUGCCUACUGCUGGUCCUGGCUGAUCUUACUGCAGUGUUGUGGCUCUCUAACCAAGCAGAUGUGAGGGAUUCCUGCCAAUCCUUGCCAGAGUCAGGGCACUGCGUUCAUGUGGAAAUUCUGGAGCAGCUGGGCUGGGGCUGAAUCAAAUGCCAGUCAAGGAGGAAAACUCAUCAUUAACCACACAGGAAAAAAAAGAAGAAAAAAAAACAUUUUCACAAAUCAAAACCAUUAGGAAAUGUAUCAUGUCAUCCUCAACAUGUGGAUGAGGUUUUCUUAUGGUCCCAUUUUAUGCAUUUCCCCCACCUCUUGUGAGAUCCAGUCCUACCUGUGUAUACUACUAGUAGCAGUGGAUUUGGUGGGCCAGCUGUCACAAAGAGCAGCUGGCCCUUUUCCAGUGUUUGAUAGAUUUAGAACAUGUUUUUUCUGUCAUAAUGCAGUGGCAGAACUCCGUUCACUGGCUUUCUGUCUAGCUGACUGGUCUUGGUCAGCCGCACAGUGUAGAUCUCAGCAGCAUGCUGUGGAAGGGGAAGAUCUCUGCCUCCUCCAUAUGACUCAAGAAGGAUGAUAUCUGGAAUAAGGUUUUACACUUAGGUGAUUCCUACACCACUUGUAUGUAUUUACUGACAGCACUCCUGUUCCCUUCACUCAUUUGCCUGACUGUUGCCUCAGUCAUCAUCAGUGUUGUUUCUGCCUGGGACACUCGUAGGCUGCUGUUCAGUGUAUAAGGCUGGAUAAAAGUAGCAGGCCUGGCUAGUAAACCCAGCUAAUCUGCCUGAGGCAGUCAGAAACCAACAUUCUGCGCUUGUUUUAAGAAAGGUGCUAGGGGUUGAUAGUGGGUUGGUUUUAAACAUGACCUGGAGGGGGAGCAAUGCGAGGAUCAGGGAAAUGCUGGGUUUCUGUUUGUGUACUGUGAAAUCCUGGCUUCAUUGUCCUGCAGUCCCAAAUCUGGCUCUACAUCCCACUCAACUAGCAGACCUUCUAGGAAGCAUGGAGAAUUGACAGUAAGUAAUUGGAAGAUUGUGAUUGAGAACCUAUAGUUGCUAACAUCAUAUCACGUGUUUGCUGUAAAACAAUAAAAGCCUGUCAGACCCA
Molecule: messenger RNA, 1553 nt
Organism: Conger conger (European conger)
Lineage: Eukaryota; Metazoa; Chordata; Actinopteri; Anguilliformes; Congridae
Gene: tcta
Product: T cell leukemia translocation altered
Exons: 3
Coding region: 145-453 (102 amino acids)
Source: RefSeq, a predicted model, not a curated record